CUCAGCCAGACACACUAAACUUAGCUGCAAUCCCCAGCUCCAUAGCUACCGCCACCACCUAGCUGGUUGUCACCUACCCUGGGAGACCCUGCUGCCCCUGACCAGAGCACCUACAUCAGUGACCAUCAUGUCUCAGACCAAAACACUGAAAGUUCGUCUGACCCUCUUCUUCAUCCUGGUGGGUGGCAUGCUGGCCAUGGUGGCCGUGGUGACUGACCACUGGGCUGUGUUGAGCCCCCACUUGGAGCAGCACAAUGUUACCUGUGAGGCGGCCCACUUCGGCCUCUGGAGGAUCUGUACCACUCGUGUUGCCGUGCAGGACAGAAAGGACAAGAGUUGCGAACACAUCACUCUGUCAGGGGAAAAGAACUGCUCCUACUUCAGGCAUUUCAACCCAGGCGAGAGCUCCGAGAUCUUUGAAUUCACCACUCAGAAGGAGUACAGCAUCUCUGCAGCGGCCAUCGCCAUCUUCAGCCUCGGCUUCAUCAUCGUGGGCUCCAUCUGUGCACUUCUGUCCUUUGGGAAUAAGCGUGAUUACCUGCUGAGGCCAGCAUCCAUGUUCUAUGCUUUUGCAGGGCUCUGCCUUGUUGUCUCGGUGGAGGUCAUGAGGCAAUCGGUGAAGCGCAUGAUUGACAGCGAGGACACCGUCUGGAUCGAGCACUACUACUCAUGGUCCUUCGCCUGCGCCUGUGCAGCCUUCAUCCUGCUUUUCCUCGGUGGGCUGUUCCUCCUGCUCUUCUCCCUUCCUCGGAUGCCGCAGAACCCCUGGGAGUCCUGCAUGGAUGCUGAGCCGGAGCACUAGCUGCAGGAAAACCAAGGCCGCCCAGAACCUUUUGGAGGUGAGGCGGGAGUUUUACAUCUGCCCUGGUC
This is a messenger RNA of Nannospalax galili (Upper Galilee mountains blind mole rat), 870 nucleotides long. RefSeq names its product calcium voltage-gated channel auxiliary subunit gamma 1 (gene Cacng1). The record is from RefSeq and is a predicted model, not a curated record. Gene Ontology annotation, cellular component: L-type voltage-gated calcium channel complex; membrane. Lineage: Eukaryota; Metazoa; Chordata; Mammalia; Rodentia; Spalacidae. The transcript has 4 exons. Gene Ontology annotation, molecular function: voltage-gated calcium channel activity; calcium channel regulator activity. Bases 128 to 802 code for a protein of 224 amino acids. Gene Ontology annotation, biological process: calcium ion transmembrane transport; regulation of calcium ion transmembrane transport via high voltage-gated calcium channel.